Cladocopium goreaui is the source of this 853-nucleotide messenger RNA. NCBI's taxonomy places the organism in Eukaryota, Dinophyceae, Suessiales, Symbiodiniaceae. The record is from the annotation of a GenBank genome assembly.
AGAGCUGUUUUGACUCAAGGUUUCUAGGCACAGAUUUGCCCGGUUGGAGCCAUGAGCUACGGUGACAAGGCUUCGGCCCUGAAGAAGGACACCCGCACCGAGGCAGAGCUGUUGGCCAGCACGGUGAAGUCCUUGGCGGAAGCGGACGACACCACGGAUCGGGUCCUGACCACGCUGCAUGGACAGACGGAGCAGCUGCACAGGAUCAAGGCUGAUGCUGAUGCCAUCCACCACAAUCUGGAUCAAUCAGAGUGGUUGCUUCGGAGUUUGAAGCCCUGGGGAUGGGUCAGGAACAUCUUCCGCAAAGAUCCCGUCAGCUCCGCUUCAGCUUCAGCUUCCUCCGCUUCAGCUUCCUCAGCUCCGGCAGCUUUGGCUUCCGACGGCAAGGACAGCAAGGCACCCGCGCAGCCGGCGCCGCCGGCGCCGGCGCCUGGAGGAUAUCCCGAGGGCAGCCGCGGUGCUGCGCGGCUCUUGGCCGAUGACGCUGCACGGCGGGCGGCCAGAAACUCGACGGCAGCGGCAGCAGCUCAAUCGCAGCAACAGCAACGGCCAGAUUUGAGGGAUCCAAAUGAAAAGGCCUAUGAACAGAUUGACAAUAUGCUGGAAGGUCUUUUGGUGAAAAGUCAGCAGAUCAAUCGUACCUUGGGCCAUCACAAUGAGCUCCUCCCUGAGAUUGCGGACAGUGUUGAUCGGGACCAGGCACGUAUCACGAAGCAGAAGGCAGAGAUCAAGAAGAGGAUUGGUUGACCUAGGCAGUUCUUACGCACCUGUGCCGUAUUUUGUGUUGUUAGGCAUCUCCAAAGUGCGACGUUUUGCCGAGCUCAGCUUAGGUUCUCGAAGUUUAUGUUUUUUU